AUGACUACUCAUACAACAGAUUCAGUGGCUCCUUGCAAGAGAUGCCAGGAACCAUCAGUUUUGAUCUCUCGCUCUGAACCAUUUUGUAAGAAAUGCUUUGUGAAGUUUGUCCAGUAUAAGCAGAAGAAGCGGAUGGAGGACUACAAAGUAAACUACACACCUGGAGCGAAAGUACCUGAUGUGUUAUUACCGCUGUCUUUUGGACGGUCUUCAUUAGCUCUUUUGGAUAUGGUAGCUGAUAUGCUUCGCUUUCAGUCUUCUACACAUGGAGGUCGACAGGGACUACAUCUCCAUGCGGUUCAUAUUGAUGAAACUGGAAUCCAUGGAAUGGAUGGCGAUGUACAAGAAACUUUACAAAAUCUGCGAGCAAAAUACCCAGAGUGCUCCACUAUUACCAGCGUCAAAUUAGAGUCGUUUUUGGAAGAUCCCAGUGUCAACAGAGAGGUGGUCAAAAUCGUAGCAUCAACUUCGACCGUCAGCCCUAAUAAUACGAAAGAACUAUUAGCCAUGUUGGUGAAGAGAACCCCACAGCAAGACAUGCUAAAUAUCAUUCGGCUCAAAAUUAUUGAGAAGGUUGCGAGAGAUUUGAAUUGUACAACGAUUAUAUGGGGCCAUUCCAUGACAAGGUUAGCCGAGUUGGUCAUUUCAUUAACUGCUAAGGGACGGGGAAAUACCAUUUCGGAUAUAUUAUUCAGCGAACAGUCAGAACCGCGAAUAUUAUAUCCACUAAAUGAAGUGCUUGGGUCAGAAGUUGCCGACUACAUUCAAGUUCAGAGCCUCGAUCAGUUCGUGCUGAGUUCAUUGAGCCGCCGUCCUGCCACUACCAAAUUGCAGAGCAUCGACGAACUAGUUAAUCAGUACUUUGUUUCCGUGGAACAGGGGUUUCCAUCUGUUGUAUCGACGGUAGUAAAAACAGCCGCUAAACUUGCACCUAGUUCAGCUGUUUAUGAGAGCCGACAAUUGGAGGUCAGUACUUGCAAAAUCUGUGGAGGUCCUGCCAUGCCAGAUAGCCUGGAGUGGCUUGAAAAGAUAACUGUAAAUUUCCCUCCAUCUGCUGAUGGUCUGCAAGAAAACCAAGAUCAUCAAGAGUCUAAGGACACAUCGAACGAGCUGUGUUACGGCUGUAUUACAUUAUUCAAGGACUCGAUGGUAUCUGAACUUAACUGGCCCAAACGCUCGACAAAAGAGGAGGUACUUGCUGAAUACUCACUUGAGUAG
Sugiyamaella lignohabitans is the source of this 1218-nucleotide messenger RNA. It is a transcript of the gene NCS2, whose product is annotated as Ncs2p. The record is from RefSeq and is a predicted model, not a curated record. NCBI's taxonomy places the organism in Eukaryota, Fungi, Ascomycota, Dipodascomycetes, Dipodascales, Trichomonascaceae. The transcript has a single exon. Gene Ontology annotation, molecular function: sulfurtransferase activity; tRNA binding. Gene Ontology annotation, biological process: tRNA wobble position uridine thiolation. Gene Ontology annotation, cellular component: cytosol. The coding region runs from base 1 to 1218 and encodes 405 amino acids.